ACACCCACGAAGUUGCUGAGAAUUCCUCUGCUUUGAAGGCAGUUGAACAUAGGGACAAGCCCCUGGGGGAAAGUGAGUCUUUGGCGUGGGCUUCCUCAGUGUUCAGAACACGACACUAUGUAGCCGCCAAACCCCCACGGCAAAUUGUUACUAUGUAGCCUAGCAUAUCAUCCCCGCGUAAAAAACUCCUCCACACAUCAGGGAAAGAAUAGGCGAGUUCGUUUUGAAUCGGCCGGUGCCCCGGGUGAACCGAGUUUACGUAUUUUAGACGAUUCCGUUCGUCCUGAAGAGAGAUAAACCAUCCGGGGCAGCGGGCAAUGCAAAACGAACUCGCUCAAUACAUUUGCUGUGGCUGAUGUCAAGUGACCGACUUCCGCCCCAUGUCUUCAGUUCUGCAUCAGCCGGCAAGCAGUUGAGCUACGACGCCAGGGGAGGUAGACGAACAGAUGUUGUCAAACGAAGGAAUGGAAACCUGACAUUAACUUUGAAUAGGAAAAGAGAGUAAACGUCGUCGUGGGCAGCUGUCGUAUGUGGACGCGGUGGUGAAACUGGAGGGAAUAGGGCGACAGGGAGAAGCUGAUGAAUACGUUUCAUUUGAGGAGGCGGACCCCUCACUGCGUCUUCGAUAUGCUGAAAGCAGGCCCGGUGUGUUCAUACUGUAUGUGGAAGUACAGAUAGGUUACCAUUCUGUCUUUAUUCAAUCAUGAGGAUCGGAUACAUUGUCCUUUAAACCGCGUUGGAGACACCGCGUAUUAUUUCCUGGCAGCGAGCUAGAGCCAAUUAAUUUGGUCGUGUGUUUUUUCAGAUAGAAGAUACCAUACCUCUACCCAUUUGCACUUUUUUCUUUGGAAGUUGACUUUAAAGUAGAGUGUGCUACCGGUUUGUCUCAUAGAGCUAGCUUGAAAUCGUUCUAUAAGAUCUGAGUAACGCAUGAGGGGAGUCGCUUGAGGUCUAGCCUACUUCAUGCCACGCACUGGAGCAGGCCUAUCAUUCUUGGAUGGACUUUUGAAGUAUUAUGGCCUAAUUUUUGACGUUGCGAACACUUGAAUUAGAUAUUUUUUUGUAGAUAGGCCUAGCCUAUUCGUUGUCAUUAUCUAUAGCCUAUAGAUGCAAAUAGUGGAGCAUUUCUAAACACCAACAGCUCCUAGUCUAUUUCGCUGUUAUCUAUUCAUAUGUGGUAUUUAUCUAAACACAGCGGGGUUUUUAAAGGUGAUGCAUUUUAUCUAACUGUCUUCUGACGUUUCAUUCUUGUGGCUCGACAUAUUCGAAUAUUCAUACCCCAAACGCAAUUCUCCAGGUAGUCUUUACACCCGGCGGAAUCCUUGGAGAAAGCGUUCCAUUUCGGUAUAGACAUUAUUUUUGUAUUUAUUCUCUCUUCACACGGAAAAUAAUUAGUGGCUUCCCCCACGAUGAGUUACUUCUACCAAGCAGUGCUUCUAUUGCUACGUGGACUCGUCAUCUCUGCGGUACUGGGAUUGGAAAGCAGUUACUCAACCGAUCUGUCGACCCGUGCUUCUAAUGCCGCAAUUGUAGCCACUACAGACCCCUGUCUAACCGUGAUGCCUCCAUGCAUGGGUGACGCAGACCGUUUCAGCCUGGAGGCCCUCCGGGUCAUUCACAAACAGCUGGAUGAUGACAAUGACGGGGGAAUCGAGGUCAACGAGAGUGUAGAGUUUAUUAGAGAAGAUAUGAAGCAACAACAAACUAACAAACACAGUAACCUGCACAGGGAAGACCAACACAUCACUGUGGAAGAGCUGUGGAAGGGCUGGAAAACCUCAGAAGUUCAUAACUGGACGACGGAGGACACAGUCCAGUGGCUGAAGGAAUCUGUGGAGCUGCCUCAGUACGAGACGAGCUUCAGAGAGUUCCGGAUCAAUGGAAACACUCUGCCUCGAUUGGCGGCGAACGAACCGUCGUUUAUGUCGGGUCAGCUGAAGAUAUUAGACCAGCGACACAAACAGAAACUCAAUCUCAAAGCACUAGACGCUGUGCUCUUCGGCCCUCCCUCACGUCCGCAACACAACUGGUUGAAGGACUUUGUGUUGAUGGUAUCUAUAGUGAUCGGGGUGGGGGGCUGCUGGUUCGCUUAUAUCCAGAACAAGUCUUCCCGGGUCCACAUGGGUCAGAUGAUGAAGGACUUGGAGAGCCUGCAGAGUGCUGAGCAGAGCCUCAUGGACCUACAGGGACGGUUGGAGAAGGCCCAGGAGGAGAACCGCACAGUGGCGGUGGAGAAGCAGAACCUGGAGCAGAAGAUGAGAGACGAGAUCAGCGGGGCCAAGAAGGAGUCGUACCGUCUCCGCGAACUCCGCCAGGGGGCCGAGUGUGAGCUCAGCCGCCUCAAAUACGCAGAGGAGGAGCUGGUGCAGGUUCGUAUGGCCCUGAAGCGAGCAGAGAAGGAGAUGCAGACGGAGUGGUCGGUGCCCGACGCCCUACAGAUGUGGCUACAACUCACCCACGAGGUGGAGGUCCAAUACUACAACAUCAAGAAACACAGUGCGGAGCUACAGCUCACGGUCGCUAAGGAAGAGGCAGAGAAAAUCAAGAGGAAGAGAAGUAGUGUGUUUGGGACCCUUCACGUCGCUCACAGCUCGUCACUGGACGAGGUGGACCACAAGAUCCUAGAGGCCAAGAAGUCCCUGUCGGAGGUGACGGCCUGCCUGAGGGAGCGCCUCCACCGCUGGCAGCAGAUGGAGAAGCUGUGCGGCUUCCCCCUGGUGCACAACGCUGGGCUGCCCAGCCUGACUGCCACCCUGUACUCAGACCACAGCUGGGUGGUCAUGCCCCGCGUCUCCGUGCCCCCCUAUCCCAUCGCCGGUGGGGUGGACGACCUCGAUGAGGACACUCCUCCAAUCAUUCCACAGUUAACCUCAGCCUCUAUGAUGCGGCCCCCUUUAACACGCAAUAGCAGCCUGUGCCGUUCCCGCCGGAGCCUCUACAGCACUUCAAUGACGUCAGCCGACCCCGACCUGCUCUCCAUGACCAGCUCAGCCCUCUCCUAUCAUCCCGAGGGGGAAGAGGGAUACAUCUUCUUCAUGGAGAGAAAGGGGGAUACUCAGGACACGUGUUCAGACACAGACUCUCUCAACUCCUCCAUGGGGCGUAAACAGUCCUACACCAACCCCUGCACACCGGGCCCAGAGACCCCCUACCGCAAGAUCUCCCGUGAGGAGCUGAUGAUGCUGAGCCAGCAGGAGCCUCAGUCUUAUGUCCGGGACUCACCACCUCCUCAAGGGGGAUCCUCGGCCCCCUCCCCAGCCCUGGAGCACCACAGACACAAACACAAGGGUUCGCCCGACCUCACCCGCGGAUCUAUCCCAGGGUCCCACAGCAUGUCCUUCACCACUUCGUCGGCAGGCAACAAGGCCAUGUACAACGGCAUCCUGGAGAAGUCCUAUAGCAUGGGCCAGCUGCACGCGAGCAUGACAGGGGCAGGCGGGGUGGCGGUCGGGCGCUACCCGUCCCUCACCUCAAUGGACAAUGAGGGCAGGGGGGCGGGGGCCAAGGAGCAGAAGCAACCGAGUACCUCCUCCCAGGACUCCAGUGGCAACGGAGACAAGGCCAAGAGGUCCUCGUCCAAAAUCAAGAGCUUGUUCAAGAAGAAAAAAUAGUCCUACACACACAGAGAGAGAGAGAGAGAGAGAGAGAGAGAUAGAGAGAGAUUCUAGCCUUAAAAAAAUGGCCGUCAUCAAAGGAAGCCAAAACAUUAUUUUUGUUCCUUUUUUUUCUUCCAAGAUGGAAUGUAUCUCUGGCUGAAUCCCUCAUACCUCUUCCAGAUUGGAAGCCUUAUUUUUCAAUAAUGCCUUUUUUUCCACUCAUAGGGUGCUGCUGAUGCAUACCAGAUCUUACAACACCUGGAUAGGUAUUUUACUUAUCAGCGAACCACAUCAUAUGUUGUAGCAAUCUGUCAGUCGAUGAUGUGGCGCGCAAACAUUGGUUGAUGCAUGCAACGUAUGAAUAGGGUAACGCGACCAUAGCCUCACAUUUAAGCCUUCAAAGGUUACAGAAAAGUCAAAAGGUCAAGGGUCGUGCCAGCUGCCGUCGCCCAGGCAAUCGUGAAGAGCAUUAGCCUGGUCACAUCUCUUGUCUUCUCUUGUUCUUUUUGAGUUAAAGAACCAAAAAAUAAAUAACACUUGUUCUAUCUGGAAACUGAGGGGGUUUACAUGGUGGGCUUGUUAGCUUGACAUCACUUCCUGUCUGACAGAGGCUCCUGAGCUCUGGACUCAUUUCCUUUGAGAAGUAAAAAUCCUGCUGAGUUUGUUGCACUACUGCCUUCCUGUUUUCUGGGAAAGGACCGCCUCUGCGUGCGGAGUAAAUAUUGAUGUGUGGAAGAGAAUGAUGUAUGGAUAGAGGCCUUGGGGAGAUGCAACAUGUGGUAGACUAUUGCAGCCAGAACCAGUUGGUGCGUUUUCCAAUGUCUCUCGUUAUGGAUUGUUCUAUAUAUACACACACACACACACACACACACACACACACACACACACACACACACACACACACACACACACACACACACACACACACACACAGUGAGGUUUGAAAUUAUUGACACCCUUGAUAAAGAUGAGCAAUAAUAACUGUAUUAAAAAAUAAUUCAAAUAAUGAGCUAUAUUCUAUUCUAAAAACAAUUCUACUAUACUGAACAAAAUAUAAACAACAAUUUCUAUGAUUUUACUGAGUUACAGUUAAGGAAUUCAGUCAAUUUAAAUAAAUGCAUUAGGCCCUAAUCUAGGCCCUAAUUUCACAUGACUGGGAAAUACAGAAAUGAAUCUGCUGGUCACAAAUACCUUUUUUUUUUAAAGUAGGGGUAUGGAUCAGAAAACCAGUCAGUAUUUGGUAUGACCACCAUUUUCCUCAUGCAUCGUGUCACAUCUCCUUCACGUUGUGUUGAUCAGGCUGUUGAUUGUGGCCUGUGGAAUGUUGUCCCACUCCUCUUCAUUGACUGUGCAGAGUUACUGGAUAUAGACGGGAACUGGAACACAUUAUCAAACAUGUCGAUCCAGAGCAUCCCAAACAUGCUCAAUGGGAGACAUGUCUGGUGAGUGUGCAGGACAUGGAAGAACUGGGACAUUUUCAGCUUCCAGGAAUU
Molecule: messenger RNA, 5089 nt
Organism: Oncorhynchus mykiss (rainbow trout)
Lineage: Eukaryota; Metazoa; Chordata; Actinopteri; Salmoniformes; Salmonidae
Gene: stim2b
Product: stromal interaction molecule 2b
Biological process (GO): activation of store-operated calcium channel activity; intracellular calcium ion homeostasis; store-operated calcium entry
Cellular component (GO): endoplasmic reticulum; plasma membrane
Molecular function (GO): calcium channel regulator activity; calcium ion binding; protein binding
Source: RefSeq, a predicted model, not a curated record